AUGGCCAUGGCCACCUUCGCUGCCACUCCCGCGCUCCUCUCCCCCCCGCCCCCCUACACCACGGCCCCUCCACCCCGCGGGCGCCCGCCCCGCCCGCCUCUCCGUCUCGGCCUCCGGCUCCCGCGCCGCCGCCCCGUCACCACCACCACUCCGGCCGCAGCCCACGCCGCGAGCUCCCUCUCGUCCGCCCGCGGCGACCCGCGCGAGGCGGAGGCGGCGGUGGCGGAACUGCUGCGGGACAACGGCGCGUCGCCGGAGGACGCGGCCGCCAUCGCGGCGCGCGCGCCGGGGUACGCCGCCAUGCUGGCCGACGGCGUCAGGGAGCUCGACGAGCUCGGGCUCUGGGCGUCCUGGAGCGCCGGGGCGGGCGCGCGCGCCGGCGCCGAGAUGGGCGCGCUCGGGUUCGGCAGGAAGGUGUACUUCAUGGGGCGGAGCCGGCGCGACGGCGCCGUCGUCCCGCUCGUCGAGAGCCUCGGCGUGCGCCUCUCCUCCGCCAAGCUCAUCGCGCCCUACGUCGCCGCCGAGGGUCUCCCGGUGCUCAUCCGCAGGGUUAAGUUCUUCAAGGAAAUGCUGUUUUCAAGCAGUGGCUAUGAAACUCUAAUCGGAUGGAAUGCUAAGCGCAUGAUGGCGCACUUUUCAAUACCCGCAGAUGAGGCACUCCAGAGUACGCUGUCAUUUUUCGAAAAGAUGGAGGCCAGACAUGGUGGUCUGAGCAUGUUGGCACAUGGGGAUGUGUCAUUUCCCUAUCUCAUCGAAUCAUUUCCAAUGCUUCUUCUCUGCUCAGAGGACAAACAUCUUAAGGCAUUAAUUGAUUUCCUUGAACACGUUGGAGUUCCCAAGCCGAGGAUUCCAUCAGUUCUGCUGGCAUUUCCUCCUAUUAUUCUUUCUGAUGUCGAAAAGGAUAUCAAGCCAAGGAUUCAUGCAUGGGAGAAGGCUGGCAUAGAACAAGAAUAUAUUGGUCGGAUGUUGUUGAAGUAUCCAUGGAUUCUUUCAGCAAGUGUGAUAGAAAACUACAAGCAGACGCUUUUGUUCUUCAACAGAAGAAAGAUUUCCAGUGCAUUUCUUGGUACCGCUGUCAAAAGUUGGCCUCACAUUCUGGGUUGUUCAACAACAAGAAUGAACUCAAUUCUGGUGCUGUUUGAUGAUCUGGGCAUCAGUAAGAAAAUGUUAGUGCCUGUUCUUACAUCAAGUCCACAGUUGCUGCUGAGAAAACCUAAUGAGUUUUUGCAGAUUGUUUCCUUUUUCAAAGAUAUGGGUUUCGAUAAGAAAGCAGUGGGAAAGAUUGUCUGUCGUUCUCCAGAAAUUUUUGCUUCAGAUUUGGAGAAUACCCUCAAAAAGAAAAUCGACUUUCUUAUUGACUUUGGUAUUUCCGAGCGUCACCUUCCCCGUAUCAUUAAGAAGUACCCAGAGCUUUUAUUGUUGGACAUAAAUCGCACACUGCUCCCCAGAAUGAAUUACUUUCUGGGGAAGGGCUUGUCUAAGAAAGAUGUCUGCUCAAUGAUCUCUAGAUUCUCCCCACUUCUGGGGUACAGUAUUGAGCAUGUUCUGAAACCAAAGCUUGAUUUUCUGUUACAAACCAUGAAGAAACCACUUAAAGCGGUUGUGGAAUAUCCAAGGUACUUCAGCUAUUCUCUGGAGGGGAGGAUAAAGCCACGGUUUUGGAUAAUCAAGAGUAGACAUAUAGACUGCAGUCUGACUGACAUGUUUGGCAAAAACAAUGAACUUUUUGCUGAAGAGUACCUGGGAAUAGAAACAUGACCUGUGACACUUUCUCCACAAUCAAUCAAAGGUGGUUAAUUUCUGGGUUUCGAUCAUGAGCAGACUCUGUUCCUGUGCCUGAUUAUACAGCUUUAUGAUUCCAUCUGGAUCUGGGGAGGCUGUUUUACAGAUGGGAAGCCACUUGUCGAGUCUUCAACAUUCAGAAGGUCUUAUAUGAUAAAAUCUGGAUUGCAACUGAAAAAAGAAUAAGUAUGCUCUCUAACUUUGCAUGAAUAGUUGAGUACCAGCACGGAUUAUUGGAUGGCCACGGCAAUUUUCAGACCUAGUCCGUUGAGAUAUCCCCUUGAGACCAGAUUGAGGAACUGGAGGCCAACCCUCGAGACCAUUGACGACAGAGACCAACUGCAGAAAUAUUACCUCUGAGAGCUGAUCCCCAUUCUUUGUCUGUUUCUGUGCAUAUGUGAAGCUGCACCUCCAUGUAUCAGCAAGCUAAGAGCGCCCGCGUCAACAGCAAAGCCCAACUUCCAUUGUGCUUGAAACUGCCUGCUGCUAUGUGUUUUGGCACGGGGAGAGUCCUUGGGGAGAAGAAGCUUCUCACAUCCGGUGCUGCUCCAACCGACAGGAGCAGGAACACCGCUCUGUUGCUGCAUUGGAUUGAUACGCGCUCCUCUUCGAGGCGUAAGAAGCCAGAAGAGGCGAAGAUUGCGAGGUCGAUUACCCUGAGGAUGCCUUUAAAAGAAAAAUCAGUGUCACCCUUUUGUACUUGCUGUAUACAUGAGCGUGCACUGUAAUUGGAUUUUGUUAUAGGUAAGUGCUGUAGAUUAGAUUUCACUGAGUUUUUGCUUGCUGUACUCCGUACCAUAUUAAUUGUCGCUCAAACGGAUAUGUAUUAGUUAUCAUAGCUUGUGCAUCACCAAACUUUCGUUGAGUAUAUAUAAUUAAUGAGCAGUUUUAACA
This is a messenger RNA of Triticum dicoccoides, 2676 nucleotides long. Its product is annotated as transcription termination factor MTERF2, chloroplastic-like. The record is from RefSeq and is a predicted model, not a curated record. Gene Ontology annotation, molecular function: double-stranded DNA binding. The transcript has 8 exons. Lineage: Eukaryota; Viridiplantae; Streptophyta; Magnoliopsida; Poales; Poaceae. The coding region runs from base 1 to 1758 and encodes 585 amino acids. Gene Ontology annotation, biological process: regulation of DNA-templated transcription.